CGAAAGUGACGUUUGAGAGUGACAGUGAUUACUAAAGUGGCAAUUCAAUUAAAAAACCCAUCGAUAUAUUUUGAAGUUUAUUUAUUGCUUUUACUAUAAAUAACGUUGAAAAGUUUAAACUGAAGUAGUUUCUUUCAAGAACCUUUGACGGGAAUGAUGAGAGGUGUUUAUUAUUUGAAAAUUUUAUUGCUCUACUUGUAUUUAUCGUUAAAUGGCCCAACUGUGCAAGGAGUUGCGUUAAGCAAAGUAAAUGAUGUGGCGAAAAAGCUUUUAAUGGCGAAAUCAUUACCCUUUGAAGAUUGUGGCUCUAAAUAUCUCAUAUUGUAUUUGAAUAUCUCCAGUUGCACUACGAUACCCUGUCUAAUGCGUCGUGGUACUACGGUAGAUGUGAAUGUGUUAUUUGACGAUGAUAGUGACAAUACCAAAUAUUUAAAACAUCGUGUACGUUGGAUUUUUAAUACCAUUAAGACUCAGGCUCACAUUACACCCGAUCCUUGUGAUGGCAAUCAAAAAUGUUUGUCCAACGAUAAUGAUGGGAAAUUCUAUUGGGCCACGGUUUUGGUCAAUAAAACUUUACCAGCGAUCUCUGGCACUAUGCUUUGGGAAGCGGUUAAUGAAUACAAUCAAGAUGUUAUUUGCUUUAAAGUUCCAGUUGUCAUAACCAUGUAAAAUCAUUUUUGUGCUUGUUUCCUUCCAAAUUAAUGUUUAAAUAAAGUUAAAAAAAAUUAAAAAUU
Molecule: messenger RNA, 734 nt
Organism: Calliphora vicina (urban bluebottle blowfly)
Lineage: Eukaryota; Metazoa; Arthropoda; Insecta; Diptera; Calliphoridae
Gene: Npc2f
Product: Niemann-Pick type C-2f
Exons: 4
Coding region: 154-669 (171 amino acids)
Source: RefSeq, a predicted model, not a curated record